AUGGAUGGGUGCAACAGCGACAAGGAGAAGGGUGAGCGUAUUCGCCACCUCGAAAGAAAUGGAGCCGCCAACUUGACGCUAUGGCAAUCCGUCAAGCGUUACCGGAAUGUUGUCUGGUGUUGUCUUGGCUUGACUACGACCAUUUUGUUGUAUGGCUACGACUACGUCAUUGUUGGCGCAACGUCUGCCAUGCCUAGCUUCCAACGGGACUUUGGAUCCAAGCAUGAGGGACGUUGGAUCAUCCCCUCGUUAUGGUUAGGUCUGUGGACAUUGGCGAGUCCUGGAGGAUCCAUCCUCGGUGCCAUUGCCGGCGGUCAAAUUCAAGAUUGGGUGGGACGCAGGGCAUCAAUCGCUAUCGGAUGCUUCUUGUCCGCGAUUGCAGUUGCUAUAUGCUAUGUGUCCUACAUGCCGGCCGACAUUGGCACACGACGCGGCGUCUUCUUGGGGGGCAAAACAUUUCAAGGGCUUACGAUUGGCAUUGUCACGACAACAACACAUACUUACAUGUCCGAGAUUCUGCCCCCGAGUCUUCGGGGUCCGGUCUUGGCAUUCUUCCCCAUGUUCACUCUGCUAGGUCAACUGAUUGGGGCCUCCGUUAUUUUCGGACUCAUGGCAAUGCCCGACGGAUACGCUGUCGGCUUUGCAUCACAGUGGCCGUUUUCCGCGGUGCCCGUGAUUGUGGCGCUUUGCAUCCCUGAGAGUCCUACAUAUCUUGUUCGCAAGAACAAGAUGGCUCAGGCACACAAAUCACAGAAGCGACUAGAGCCCCGGGACGGAGAUGCCCAUGAAACUGUCGAGACAAUUCGACGGAAUAUCGAGCACGAACGGGAGAUGACCCAGGCAACAUAUAUUGACUGCUUCAAGCGUGCCAACCUGAGGAGGACCCUGAUUAUCAUGCUGUCUGGAGCGUUGCCACAAAUCUUGGGCCUCGCCUUGCUGGCAAAAGCUAGUUAUUUCUUUCAAGUGAUUGGCGUGUCAGCAGACGUGAGUGUCAUCCUGUUGAUCGUCGGCAUUGUUUGUGGUCUCCUGGCCAACAUGGCCAGUAUAUGGGUUUUGCACCGGGUAGGGCGGCGGCGCCUCCUUGUUUGGGGUCUAUUUGGAGUCUCCUUUUUAUGGCUUACCAUGGGCAUUUCCGGCAUAUGGGACAAGAAACCGACGACCGAAUAUACCACGUUCAGCAUGAUAGCCAUCGUGGUUGUAGCAGGCAUCAGCGCAUGGCCGGCCUCGUAUGCGGUUGCGGCCUCGGUCUCUGGCUUCGUUUCGCCUUACCUGUACAACGCCGACGCAGCCAACCUGAGAUCCAAGGUAGGCUUCGUCUACGCCGGUCUGUGCGCUGUUGCAGGCGUCGUAUCGUACUUUCACGUUCCGGAAAUGAAGGGUCGCACACCAGCGGAAAUUGACGGAAUGUUUGAAGCAAUGCUUCCGGCUCGGGACUUUGGAACAUGGACUGCGUCACCCUCGACUAGUUCGCGGACUGCGGACGAAAGCACGGGAGAAAGAAGCAUAACUUGA
Molecule: messenger RNA, 1512 nt
Organism: Metarhizium album ARSEF 1941
Lineage: Eukaryota; Fungi; Ascomycota; Sordariomycetes; Hypocreales; Clavicipitaceae
Product: General substrate transporter
Exons: 4
Coding region: 1-1512 (503 amino acids)
Biological process (GO): transmembrane transport; carbohydrate transport
Cellular component (GO): membrane
Molecular function (GO): carbohydrate:proton symporter activity
Source: RefSeq, a predicted model, not a curated record